Cryptomeria japonica (Japanese cedar) is the source of this 3103-nucleotide messenger RNA. RefSeq names its product pumilio homolog 24. Gene Ontology annotation, biological process: regulation of translation. Gene Ontology annotation, cellular component: nucleolus. The transcript is spliced from 17 exons. The record is from RefSeq and is a predicted model, not a curated record. NCBI's taxonomy places the organism in Eukaryota, Viridiplantae, Streptophyta, Pinopsida, Cupressales, Cupressaceae. The coding region runs from base 139 to 2283 and encodes 714 amino acids. Gene Ontology annotation, molecular function: mRNA binding.
CUUUAGCAUCGUAUACUUCAGAACCUCAACGCACGAAUCGUGCAUUUUCUGAUUAGCCUUACCUUUUUUCCCAAGCUUUGCUUGAUAUCAAAGGGUUUAGGGUUUAACGUAACCAGUAGCAGAGACACAGACCGAACAAUGGCGGCUGACGCUCCUCACAAAUCCAAGAAGCGUAAGAGUGUUUCUGAUGGCAAUUCCGAUGCCGGCAAAACAUUUAGAAAUGACUGGAAGACCAACACAUCGCCUGCGAAAAAGAUGAAGCAUUCAAAAACAGAAGGAAAUGAUUAUAAUAAGCCUGUUAAGAAGGGUAGCACCAAACCUUUGAAGCCAAAGUUUGAGACCAAAUCUUUGAAGCCAAAGUUUGACAAGUCCAAAAAUAAGCACCUUGCCCAUGCCGAGCGUCCUAAAAUCCCCAGCGACAAGACGACCAUGGUGCCAGACGCUAAUGCAACUAAGCAGGACCGUAAAAAAUGGAAGGAGCUCACAGAGAACCGCAAGAGAAAGCGAAAACCUCAUUAUGAUCUUCAGAAAGAACUUGUUGCAUCAUGGGAGAAGAUGAGGCAGAGGAAUAUUGAACUUGAAGAACGUUCCAAGUUGAUAUCAGAGACUCUGAGCAAAAUGAAAGGAAAAAUUCCAGAUAUUGCUGGAUCUCACGUUUCUUCUCGUGUCUUACAGACAUGUGUCAAGUAUUGUCAGCCUGCAGAAAGGGACACUGUGUAUGAGGAACUGCGUCCACAUUUUCUGAAACUGGCAUGCAAUACAUAUGCUGUCCAUCUCGUGACAAAAAUGUUAGAUCAUGCGAAUAAGGAGCAACGGCAAGGAAUGAUAUCUUCUCUUCAUGGGCAUGUUGCAUCUUUUCUUCGCCAUCCAGUUGGAUCUGCUGUUGUAGAACAUGCAUAUAAGUUGGGAAAUGCAACUCAAAAACAAGACCUCCUCUCAGAAAUUUACUCUGCAGAAUUUCGGCUAUUCAAGGGUAUAAUACCAAAGGGCAAAGGCAGAUUAGCUGAUUUUUUAUCUGGUGAACUUCCGUCAAAAAAAAAUGCAGUUUUGGAACACAUGACCUUGGCAUUACAGCCUAUUCUUGAGAAAGGAAUUGUUGAUCACUCUAUUGUUCAUAGAGGUUUGAUGGAAUACAUGAGUAUAGCAGACAAGACAUCUGUGACAGAUGUGAUUCAGCAACUUUCGGGACCACUUCUUGUACGAAUAAUCCAUACAAGAGAUGGUUCAAAGGUUGGAGCUACUUGUGUUAUACAUGGCAAUGCUAAGGAAAGGAAGAGGAUUGUCAAGGGAAUGAAAGGACAUGCUGUAAAGAUUGCUUGUGAUGAAUAUGGCAGUGUGGUUCUAAUGUGCAUUCUGAGUUUUGUUGAUGACACCAGUGUUGUUAAUAAGGUCAUAAUUCGUGCGAUUGAAAAAAAUCUAAAGGAGUUGGCAUUGGAUAAGUACGGGCAGCGUCCACUUCUGCAUCUUCUUUGUCCAAAUGCACGUCGCUACUUUCCUCCUGAUGUUUUGGCGACUCUAAGAUUGACAAUCACUUCUCUUUCAACUAGUACUGAGGAAGAAUUAUCCAAACAUGGGCAUAUUGAAGAUUCUGGACAUCAAACAAGGCCUUCAGAAACAGUUAACCCCAUUCCCAGCAAUGAUGAGAAUGACCAAAGUCAGAAAAUGGAGGACAAAAUCGAAGUGGAUGUAGAAGAGAACAAUAGUUUGGAGAAAACAAGCAGGAAGGAUCCUUACACAAGAAGAUUUGAACUAUUAAUCAAGAGUGGUUUGGCUCAGAAACUUAUAGAAAUGUGUAACCAAAAUGUAGGAGAACUUUUACGAUCUCAGUACGGGAAAGACAUUAUCUUUGAGAUAGCAACUGGUGGUGCUGAAAGUAUUCUAUGGAAGGAAGCUGCUGGUUUUGUGACCUCUUUACACAGAGCUAUAGCAGAUGUGGGUGCUUUGCCUCAAGUAAAUGAUGGAGUGCAAGCUGAUGAGCAUGUAGUAAAUGAUGGAGUGCAAGCUGAUGAGCAUGUGUUCAUACAAUACCAUUCCAGCAGGACAAUACGCAAGUUAAUUAUGGAAUCCCAUGUGCCCGACGGCAUUGAUGCUCCCUCAUUUGCAUCUAUUUUAUGGGAUGUUGCCUUAAAGGGCAAGUGUAAGAUGUGGGCUCAAGGUCACAGUGCAAAGGUUGUUUCUGCUCUCAUGAACAGUGCAGACAGGAAAGUGAGAAAGAAGGCAAAACCUGAGCUUCAGCCACUCAUUGAUGCCGGUAUGCUUAAGGUUCAGAAUGGUAACAUUUAAGAUAAGUAGAGAUUUUGUUACACAUUCUUGAGAGAGAUUUUCAAAAUUCUAGGUUGAAUGGCUACAUUGAGGUUUAUUACCCAUGUGCAUGUUUAGUUAAUUUGUUGUAAAAAUAAAGUUCAUUUCUGGCGGAAAAGGUAUUUAUUCAUUCUUAUUUACUGGGUUGUUUUAUAGACUAUGCUAUAUGUUUAUAAUUAGCAUCCACCAGUGGAUCACAAUUCAAACCCAUGUUUUCAUUUGUAAUGGGAGAUCCUUGACAAAGCAUGGAGCAGUAACUUGCAUGGUGGCAGUGGGUUGUUGAUGUAUAAAUGUUCAUUUUCUAACUAUGCCUUUAAAAAGUUGCCGUCACCUGGGGGAGAGGAUAGCUGAGCAUGUUAACUUUGCACCUCUCAAUAUCCUAUAUGGCAAUUUCAAAAUAUUACCAAUUUUUUACAGCAGCUUUCUUGGUAAGUCCUCUGCUUAUAACCGAGGUUUCAGGUCUACAUCAUCAAAUAUGAUGUCCCAUUAACAUCCUUUUUGUUGAGUUGUUUAAAAAGCCCCCCAAAAAGUUAGACUAGUGGUUGUGCACUUAGUCACAUUUUAUCGGUGUGCUGAUGUGGAAUCACAUGAUUUGUUGUUUUUUAGAUCUAAGGAAUACAGUUCACUCAAUUAUGAGUACUUAUGAUCAACACCAACAGUUUUAAAUUUGCAACUGCUAGUGCAAUAUUAUUAAAAAUAUUGGACACUAAAUCAACAAAUUGCAUCACAACUAUUGGAAUAUGCUCAACGAGUGGAUCCUCUCCUGCAGUGCUUUUUAAUAUAGUCUUAAUUUUAAUUGAAA